Molecule: messenger RNA, 934 nt
Organism: Pollicipes pollicipes
Lineage: Eukaryota; Metazoa; Arthropoda; Thecostraca; Pollicipedomorpha; Pollicipedidae
Product: tyrosine-protein phosphatase non-receptor type 21-like
Exons: 5
Coding region: 1-756 (251 amino acids)
Biological process (GO): protein dephosphorylation
Molecular function (GO): protein tyrosine phosphatase activity
Source: RefSeq, a predicted model, not a curated record
AUGUGUGACCUGACGCUGACCCGCGCCGCCUGCUGUGUCGCCGACCCCAGCGAGUGUCAGGCGAUCGAGGCGCGCAUCAGCAACGCCGGCUUCUUCCGCGAGUUCGAGUCGGUGGUGAAGAAGCGCGACUCGGCCGAGUACACCACUGCGCGCCGGCCCGAGAACGAGAACAAGAACAGGUUCAGGACGUGCUGCCGUACAAGACAACGGGUGCGAGUCACGGCCCCUCCAGAGACAAACCCCACCGGCUACAUCAACGCUUCCCACAUCAGCGUGACCAUGGGCAGCCAGCAGCGGUUCUACAUCGCGGCGCAGGGCCCGCUGCCGACGACCGUGCUGCACUUCUGGCAGGCCGUCUGGGAGAAUAACGUGCACCUGGUGGUCAUGCUGACGGACGCCACGCUUCACCGACUGGGCCGACCAACGGCCUGCCCGGAGGACGCGGCCGGCUUCGUGCAGUUUGUGGACGAGCUGGCGACGCUGCGGCAGACGGCCGCCAGCGAGAUGGCCGUGGCGCACGGCGGCAGUCGCAACACGCCUGUGCUGGUGCACUGCUCGGCGGGCGUCGGUCGCACCGGCGUCACCGUCAUGUGCGACGUGCUGCUGCACUGCCUCGACCACAACCUGGAGGUGGACGUGCCGAAGCUGCUGCACCACCUGCGGCAGCAGCGCAUGCUCAUGGUGCAGACGAUGACGCAGUACAAGUUCAUCUACCAGGUGCUGGUGCACUACCUGAAGCGGUCGCGGCUGAUUUAGCAGCGGCCGGCGUCUGUCGCCAGCGCAUUCCGUCCCCCGACUGUGAUUUGGAGAGAGUGGGAGAGAGUGAGUGCGCGCCGCGUCCUCUUGUUCGCCGAUCAGCGCCCGUGCCAUGUACGCUGCAUCAUCAUGUUCAUCGCCCAUAACGACGUUAUCGCAAAUAUACGCUAUAUCAUUG